AUGGCGCACUCGACAAAUCUGGGCUCCAAUGGGGCUCAUUCACAGGCUUCACUGCCGUCUCUUCCGGCCCAUCUGCAGUCGGAUACGCACUUGACCGCACACUUGGCCAGUCGCUUUCACCUGUCUUUACCUACGGCUCAGCUUUCGUCCCAAGCCUUGGUUGCGCUGAACACCUACACGUCGUCGACUCAGGGACCGGAUGGCGGCCCCGAAGGUAGUGCUAUGGGAGCCGCCGAUGACUUGGCCCAGAGAAUGUUUGCUCGCCUCGGUGCGAGGGGAGAAAACCAGGCUGCAGUCUUCCUCGGCGAGUCCGGGUCCGGAAAGACGACCAUUCGUUCCCACCUGCUCACCUCACUCUUGGGCCUCUCUUCCACUCCACUUUCCACGAAGCUCUCCUUUGCCGCAUUCCUCUUCGACACGCUCACUACAACCAAAUCGGUCACGGCACCGACCGCGUCAAAGGCUGGUCUUUUCUUUGAAUUGCAGUAUGACACGGCCUCCUCCGUGCACCCAACCUUGAUUGGAGGAAAACUCUUGGACCACCGAUUGGAGCGCACCAGAAUAUCCAAAGUUCCUACGGGCGAACGCAGCUUUCAUGUGCUUUACUACCUUCUUGCCGGCACGAGUCCGGCGGAAAAGACUCAUUUGGGAUUGGACAGCGGCUCAACGGGAGGCCCUGGCCACCGAGCGUCGCUCUCGAAUCAGAAACGAUGGCGGUACCUGGGCCACCCCACUCAGCUCCGCGUUGGCAUCAACGAUGAGGAGGGCUUUCAGCAGUUCAAGACGGCCUUGCGGAAAUUGGAGUUUCCUCGCACCGAGAUUGCCGAGAUCUGUCAGGUUCUAGCCACCAUCCUCCAUAUCGGACAGCUCGAGUUCACUGCUAGCCAGGCCACUACCCCGGCGCCCGAUCAGAGUGGAGGUUAUUCGCAUGAAGGAGGAGAGACUGUGACGACCGUCAAGAACAAGGACGUUCUUGCAAUCGUGGCGGCGUUCUUGGGGAUUAGCACGUCCGACAUGGAACAAUGUUUCAGUUACAAGACCAAGACGCUGCACCGAGAGCGAGUCACGGUCAUGCUGGAUCCUCAGGGCGCACGAGAGAAUGCGGAUGAGCUGGCACGAACCCUUUACUCGCUUCUGGUCGCAUACGUCAUGGAGAGUAUCAAUCGUCGGCUUUGUGCGGAAGAAGAAACGGUUGCCAACACCAUUUCUGUAGUCGAUUUCCCAGGCUUUGCCCAAGCAACCUCAACUGGCUCCGUCCUCGACCAGUUGCUGAAUAAUGCUGCGGCGGAGUCACUUUACAACUUUUGCUUGCAAAGCUUCUUCGACCGCAAGGCAGAGCUCCUCGACAGUGAAGAGGUUGGCGUUGCGGCGACCAGCUACUUUGACAAUUCCGAUGCCGUAAAGGGUCUGCUCAAAGCCAAUAAUGGCUUGCUCUCUAUCCUUGAUGACCAAACUCGCCGCGGCAGGACUGAUUACCAGUUUCUCGAAAGUAUCCGCCGGAGAUUCCACGACAGAAAUCCCGCGAUUUCUGUUGCUGCCGGUACGACCACAUUGCCGGGAAGCAAUUUUGCCUCUCGGAACGCGGCCGCGUCUUUCACCGUCAGGCAUUUUGCCGGCGAGGUUGAGUACCCUGUCAAUGGACUGUUGGAGCAGAAUGGCGAAGUGAUCUCGGGCGACUUGAUGAACCUGAUCGGCUCGACGAGGAGCGAUUUUGUUCGCGCCCUUUUUGGCCAGGACGCGCUGAAUGCCGUUCGUCACCCGCAGGAGAAUGCCGCGAUCAUGCAAGCCUCUGUCAGCUCGAAACCAACGCGAAUGCCCAGCAUGGCGAGACGAAAGGCUGGGGCACCGGGCAGGACGGGUACCCAGCGCUCCGUAAGGGAGGAUAUAUACGAGGAGAGCGUCGAGUUGAACGCUGCGAGCAGCAUGACCUCAAAGUCGAAAAAGAGCCGGGACGCUCUCGCUUUUGGUGAACAAUGUGCCGCAGCUCAAUUCCUCUCGUCCAUUCAGAAUAUUCAGCGAUCUCUCACUUCCUUGAAUACGAACCCAUAUUUCGUGUUUUGUCUAAAGCCAAACGAUCGACGUAUUGCCAAUCAAUUUGAUAGCAAAUGUGUGCGGACACAGAUGCAGACCUUUGGCAUCGCUGAGAUUAGCCAACGCCUUCGAAGCGCAGACUUUUCCGUCUUUUUGCCUUAUGGCGAAUUUUUGGGACUUGCAGAGGCAGAGGCAGUCGUUGUUGGCAGCGAGAGAGAAAAGGUUGAAAUGGUUCUCGACGAUAAAAAAUGGCCCGAGAAUGAAGCACGUGUCGGAAGCACUGGGGUCUUUCUCAGUGAGCGCUGCUGGGCUGAGCUGGCACGAGUCGAUCUCAAAGGCCUUGAAGCGAGCCGCUAUCCUGGUCCUCAAAUUGGUGAAGAUGGUGGCGAUGGUCUUUUGACCCCCCAUGAUGCCUAUCGGGACAAUUUUGGUGAAUCCAAGGUUCACCUCAUCUCUCCCCAAGGCACAAAUUCGCCGUCUGGAGGAAGCCCCUUUGCCGAUCAUCCCGCUGGUGGUUACUUUGGAAGUCGAGAUAUUGAUGCUCGAUCUGAUGCUGGCGCUUCAGCCUUCAACUCUGGCGACAUGUUCCGUAACUUUGAGACCCGCGAUCAAAUGGCGGAGAAAGGCAACGAAAGAAAUAUGGAAGAGGUAGAUGAUGUUCCCACCUCUGGUAGUCGGAAGCGGUGGCUCUUCCUCGUCUACUGCGUGACGUUCUUUAUUCCCAACUUUCUCAUUCGGUGGGUGGGCCGAAUGAAGCGGAAGGAUGUGCAGCUCGCUUGGCGUGAAAAGUUUGCCAUUAAUCUCUUGAUUUGGCUUUCUUGUGGCGGUGUUAUCUUCUUCAUCGUAUUUUUCCCGGGUCUUCUUUGCCCAACCCAGCAUGUGUAUUCUGCCGCUGAGCUGACUUCUCACGAUGGCAAACAUGGUCACAAUUCUUUUGCCGCUAUUCGUGGGCAGGUGUUUGACCUUGGCGCUUUUAUUCCUCAGCAUUAUCCCACAAUCGUGCCCGGUUCGGCGUUGCAAAAAUAUGCCGGCCUUGAUGCGACGAGUCUUUUCCCCGUGCAGGUGUCCGCGCUGUGCAAGGGUAAAUAUGGAUCGAUUGAUCCUAGCGUUCAGUUGGAUUAUACGCCUACAAACGCGUCUGGUGUGGCAAACACCAUCAGCACAACGGACACGAACUGGCGCUACCACGACUUCCGGUCAUUUACUGACGACCCUCGUCCAGACUGGUUUUACGAACAGAUGCUUUAUCUCAAGGCCAACUACAAAAAGGGAGAGAUCGGUUACACCCCUGAAUACUUGAAGACUAUGGCAAAGAAGCAAAAGUCCAUUGCGAUAUUGAAUGGCAACAUCUACGAUUUUACAACCUACCUUCAAGGGGGUCGACCCAACAAAGUCGCUCCUGGACAGACCGUUCCGAACACCCCCAACGCAGAUCCCAACUUCAUGAAUCAGCUUGUCGUCAAUCUUUUUCAGCAAAAGGCUGGUACUGAUGUUACUGAAUAUUGGAACAAGCUGGACCUUGAUGCCGAGACCCGGUUUAACAUGCAACGGUGUCUAGACAAUCUAUUCUAUGUUGGCAAGAAGGACACCAGAAACUCUGCCCGCUGUCAAUUUGCGCAGUAUUUUAUUCUCGCUGUCUCAAUUUUCAUGGCUUCUGUUGUCGGAUUCAAAUUCUUUGCUGCUUUGCAGUUUACGAGAAAAAACUUUCCGGAAAACUUGGAUAAAUUUGUCAUUUGUCAGGUUCCAGUUUAUACGGAAGAUGAAGACUCCCUUCGAAGAGCAAUUGAUUCGUGCGCUCGCAUGCGAUAUGAUGACAAGCGCAAAUUGCUCGUCGUCAUUUGCGACGGAAUGAUUAUUGGUCAAGGCAACGACAGGCCGACUCCACGGAUUGUCCUGGACAUUUUGGGCGUCUCGGAAUCAGUUGAUCCUGAACCGCUCAGCUUUGAGAGUUUGGGCGAGGGUCAGAAGCAACACAACAUGGGCAAGAUUUAUUCUGGACUCUACGAAGUGCAAGGUCACAUUGUUCCAUUCCUGGUCAUUGUCAAGGUUGGAAAGCCUUCUGAGGUAUCAAGACCUGGUAAUCGUGGCAAGCGUGACUCUCAGAUGGUUAUGAUGCGCUUCUUGAACCGAGUACACUAUAAUUUGCCCAUGGCUCCAAUGGAACUAGAAAUGUACCAUCAGGUUCGGAACAUCAUUGGAGUCAACCCGACAUUCUACGAGUAUAUGCUUCAAAUUGAUGCCGAUACCGUCGUGGCGCAGGACUCGGCAACUCGCAUGGUCUCGGCCUUCCUCAACGACACUCGUUUGAUUGGUGUUUGCGGUGAGACUGCCUUGAGCAACGCCAAAUCUUCUUUUGUCACCAUGUUGCAGGUCUACGAGUACUAUAUUUCUCACAACCUCAUCAAGGCAUUUGAGAGCUUAUUCGGCUCGGUGACAUGCUUGCCCGGUUGCUUCACCAUGUAUCGUAUUCGAGCUGCAGAGAGUGGCAAGCCAUUGUUUGUCAGCAAGGAUAUUGUCCAAGAUUAUUCCGAGAUUCGCGUGGAUACGCUUCACAUGAAAAACCUUCUUCACCUCGGUGAGGAUCGGUACCUUACUACCUUACUGCUCAAGUACCAUCCGACAUUUAAGACCAAGUUCAUAUUCAAAGCCAAUGCAUGGACUAUUGCGCCAGACACCUGGGCCGUCUUUUUGUCGCAAAGACGUCGUUGGAUCAAUUCGACGGUGCAUAACCUGGUCGAGCUCAUCCCGUUACAACAACUGUGUGGUUUCUGCUGUUUCAGUAUGCGAUUUGUCGUGUUCCUCGAUCUUCUCAGUACCCUUGUUCAGCCUGUCACUUGCGCCUACCUGAUUUAUCUCAUUGCUCGCAUCAUCCAAAAACCGACCGGUGUCCCUAUUACGUCCUUUGUCCUUUUAGGUGCCAUUUACGGUAUGCAGGGAGUCAUUUUCUUGCUUCGACGCAAGUGGGAAAUGAUUGGUUGGAUGAUUCUCUACAUUCUCGGCAUGCCAGUCUUUUCUUUCCUUCUUCCGCUGUACGCCUUCUGGCACAUGGACGACUUCUCAUGGGGUAACACGCGUCUUGUCACUGGAGAAAAGGGCCGCCAGGUAGUCAUUUCCGAUGAAGGGAAGUUUGAUCCUGCUUCCAUCCCGAAGCGCCGCUGGGAAGACUAUCAGGCAGAGCUAUGGGAUGCCCAGACUGCCCGCGAUGACUUGCAAUCUGAAGUCUCUGGAUACUCGUACGCAACGAAUUCAAAGAGCUUCGUGGGUCUGCCAGCAGCUUCUCCCUCUGAAAAUGGUGGCUGGUAUCCUCCUUCUCGACCCAUGUCGCAGUUGGAAGUCCCCCGCGUGGCGUCAAGGAUGUCGUUUGCCCCGUCCGAGGUCAUGUCUCGCAGCCCUGGUCUAGAAGGAUACCAGGAUGUUGAAAUGGCCGAUUUGACCAACCUCCCGAGUGACGACAUGCUACUUGCGGAAAUUCGAGAGGUUCUUCGAACCGCUGAUCUCAUGACGGUGACAAAGAAGAGUAUCAAGAAUGAAUUGGAAAGACGAUUUGGAGUCAAUCUGGAUCCAAAGAGGGCAUAUAUUGGGUCUGGUAAGUGGUGCUUCCUUGACUGUUGUGCUUUGCCUCCUCCCAUUAGACAUUUGACUGACUUUUUGUCCUUUUUAGCCACGGAAGCCAUUCUAUCUGGCCAGCUCUGA
Messenger RNA from Xylona heveae TC161, 5724 nucleotides. RefSeq names its product glycosyltransferase family 2 protein. NCBI's taxonomy places the organism in Eukaryota, Fungi, Ascomycota, Xylonomycetes, Xylonales, Xylonaceae. Gene Ontology annotation, molecular function: cytoskeletal motor activity; ATP binding; chitin synthase activity. The transcript has 3 exons. The record is from RefSeq and is a predicted model, not a curated record. Bases 1 to 5724 code for a protein of 1907 amino acids. Gene Ontology annotation, cellular component: myosin complex; cell periphery; cell septum.